This is a messenger RNA of Phytophthora sojae, 3354 nucleotides long. RefSeq lists its product as hypothetical. Lineage: Eukaryota; Oomycota; Peronosporomycetes; Peronosporales; Peronosporaceae. The transcript is spliced from 5 exons. The coding region runs from base 1 to 3354 and encodes 1117 amino acids. The record is from RefSeq and is a predicted model, not a curated record.
AUGAGUGCCGGGUUCACGGAGGUCAUUUUCGACUUGGACCCGGUGCCCAUAACCCAGAUGACCAGCGCAUCGUCCCGCAACCGUCCGAUCCUGCCGAACUUGUGGAGUUGGAAACUGCAGCGUCAUCAAGUGUUGCGCCUCCACGGCAACCCGCGCGUUCUCGUCCGCAUCCGCCACUUCCGCUGCCUCGUGCCACGCAUGGCCGACUCGCAGCAGUCCGACGCGCCGCCCGCGGGCGGCGUAAAUCAAGAUCCAGCGUCGCAGGGCGCUCCCGCGGCUCCCGCAACACUCCAGGCCUCGUCCAACGCGCCGUUGGCUGUCUCCAUCGAGCCCGCGGCAUCCGAGCCAUUGCAGGCACCGCUCUCGACGUCGUCGGCGCCGCUAGUGGUUGCGCAGACCGCGCCCGCGGUGCCCACGACUUCCAUCUCGGCGGGAACAGCAACGGCAACCUCGCCGGGAGUAUCCAUGGCGCCUCCAAGCACCACGUCGGCUCUCAGCAGUACGACGGCCAGCGUUUCGACGCCUGCGGCCAUCUGCGCUCUCUCGGAGACCUCCAGCGGCACGUCGACGACUAUGGCGGCCGUCACGACGGGUCUGGCGGCUCCAGCGGCGACCCAUGCGGUCUCAGGCGACGCCGCAGUGCUCAUGCUACGCCCAACGCCCUCGGUGCCUGCGAUCAGCGCGCUGCAAACAGCUUCGGCCACCGCACAGAGCGCACCAGUGACCAGCACCAUCGCUGGACUGCUGCAUGCUGUCGAAGCGUCACGUUACCGGACGGAGCCAAGCCAGCGUCUGCCAUAUGAGCCAUGUCUUACUCCAUGGUAUCAGCUCACGCCUCCAGGGCAAGUCGUCGUACCAGCCACGCUCGAAGAUCUUCGCGAUGGCACACUCAUGGUAUGCGCUCCGGAUGGUCUGAGCCGUCUGGUGAACGUGACUUCAUUUUCAGCCCCUGAGCUCGCCCGCUUGAGCCGGCUCAUGGGCCACGAUGCCGCUGGAGGUUUGUUGCAGCCUCUCUCAGUCCCUCCGCCAGACAUCACUGAUCCUCGCAUCGGGCGGCCUUGGAUCCACACGGUGCGCUUCCGUCAAGGCCUUGGGCAGAGCGUGGGCAAUACUUCAGCUUCCGGAGCUGCUGGGUUUACCGUGAGAAGCCGCAGCUUCGCUCAGGCCCUGAGAAGUCAGAGCGAGGCUCACCAAGCUGAGCUCCAGCACCUUCAAAGCAAUCACGCCGUAGCACUUCAAAGGGCUGCUGCUGGAGCAUCUAGCGGUCAGGCCACACACACCACGGCUGCUGCGGAGAUCCAAAAGCUCAAAGAAAACCUCGAGAGAGCGAACAAGCUGGGCGCGCAAUUUGCCACAGAGAAGCUCGACGCGGACGAUGCUGUCGGUGAGGCUGCACUGAAGAUCACUUCGCUCGAGUCUGAGCUCACCGUGGCUCAGAAGCGCAUCGCUGAGCUCGAAGCCCAGGUCUUGGACUCCAGAGCGUUUGAUCCCGGCGCCUUUUGUGACUUCUUCGUCAACAGCAGUGCCUUCAAAGGCAACUGGCGACGGUUCCUCGAGUUGCUGCAGCUGUAUCGGACAGGGCAACCCGUCCCAACCGGCUAUCGCACCACGAUUCAAGUCUCUGCGCGCGAUCUGGACUUCGAGGACUCCGACCCGUACACGACCCUAGCUGCUCAGCCCAGCCCUGCUUCAGUGCCAGCUUCUUCGCCUUCGGGGUCUGCUCAAGCAACCAUGACUCCGACCAGCUCGUCUCUGUCGGCUACCCCUCUGCGUACACCACCGAUGCUCAGCUUGGGCAGAUCAACUUCCGCUGGGUCCAGCAAAAUCCGACGCAAAGCGCUCAAGUCGCUGCCACUGGCCAAGGCCUUGGCUUCAAGCAGUUCGAAGAAAGUUGGUGGUCUGAAGAUCCAGACGAGCGCUGCGCCCAGCUCAGCAGCUGCGCCGGAAACCGUGGAUUUGACCCGCUCAGCCUCCAGCACACCGAAGGCGAAGGCACCAAUGAUCAAGCCGUUCACACAGCGAAUUGCGCUGCCACGCCGCCCGACCAAGUUCAAGCCUGAGCGCAAGAACGCCAAGAAGGAGUCUCCCAGUGCCCGCUCGGAUCUGGACGCAGCGACGGCUGUGCCAAACCAGUUCAGCUGGGAUGGCCCUCGCCCAGACGUCCAAGAGCUCAUGUUGGCUGGCGUGGCGUUCUGGGAUGCAGUGGAUGAGGUCCAGAAGGACCAGAUGCUCCACGACCAGUUCGGCAGGAAGAACCUGAUCUACAUGUUGACUUCAGUGAUACAAGUACUUCGACGCGGCGGCAACCAGACUCCCGGCCUGACAAGAAUCCCAGUACCCUGGCGAGCUCUGCCCAUUAAACCGGGCGCAAACGACGACGACUCGGACUCCUCGUUCAUGUCUGUGCUCUCCUCAGAGGACACAGAUGACGACGACAACGACCAGAGUUAUCACGGGUCGAAGCCCAAGGCUCUAAGCUCCAUCAGCACCAGGUCUCAGAGUUCUCCAGCAGACAAGAAACGGCAGCGGAGUUCGACAUCUUCUGGGGGUAGCUCAGGGACCAAGCGCCAGCGCUCAGCUUCCGGAACCUCUGUGACUUCAGGUGACCCCGAACCAGACGAAGCUAAGACUCCUGAAGAAGGUGUCGACAACGGCGUCAUCGAAGCACCCAAGAAAGGAAGCUGGUUCCACAACGGCAUCCGAGUCCAGAAGCUGCACCACCAGACGAUUGGUUUCCCGGCCUACAUGCCGUCCAAGACUGGGAUCGAGCAACUCCACAAGCGCAUCGAGUACGCGCUUAUUUGGAGCUGCUCAGAUCAGACCCCUGAGUUAACGUCCUCGUCUACCACACCGUACUGGGAGCGACUCCACUGGUACCCGUUCCCGCCCAAGAUCGACUACAUUCAGCUCGCCAAGGAACUGGGCCUGCCUGAGCUGGCCACCGUCUAUCGAGAGCGCAAGGACCGCGCCCAAGAGUUCGAGCUUCGUCGCAGGGACUUGGUAGACCAGCUCAAGGGCGUCAAGGGUUACUCGGAUCGGAUCUGGUUCGAGCCCGGACUCUGGGCUGUGCCUAAGGACCCGUGCCACUGGAUUCUCCGAGACCCGGAUCUCAAGAUUUCGCUGGCGGAUGAGAUCUUCACCCUGGAUGACCAGGAGCCCGCCCGCACGCAGUGGGCUACACGUCGCUCGGACAAGCAGUUCGAGGCGGUCGUCCCACCUGAGCUCAAGCCCAAGAGCAGAGCCGAACGAAAGGCGAACCCCAUUAUCCCAGCGCCGGAGUACAACCACGACACGCUUGCUGAGGUGCUUCGUGCUCUGGAGGCUGCGCCAGAGGAGGAGACUGAGGAAGCGUAG